CCGAUACGCCACCAUGGUUGCCCCGCUAUACACGACAGCCUCUGGGCUGUUGUUCCAUGCUGGUAAGAUCCUGGUGCUGACUGUUGGUCUCCCCGCAAGAGGAAAGACCCAUAUAUCGCGUGCUCUCGAGCGUUACCUACGCUGGACGGGUAUCAAGACCCAGGUCAUCUCGUUGGGCGAUUACCGUCGCAAAGUAAUCGGCGGAACGCAGAAGUUGCCUCCGGAUUACUUCAAGUUAGGCGAGAAGAGUCCUGAGACCAUCGCGCUCCGUCAACGGAUCUCCGACGGAUGCGAGCAGCUCAUCUGGGACUUCUUCAACGCCCAAGGACAAGUUGUAAUAUACGAUGCUAACAAUGGGACCCGGGAACGUCGUCAGAAGAUAGCAGAGAAGUUUGUCUCUGCUGGAAUUCAUGUCAUCAUGCUAGAAUCGCUCUGCGACGACGAGCAAAUGAUCCUAGCAAACAUCCGCAGUGUCAAGAUUUCGUCCCCAGACUAUCGAGGAUGGGACCCAGAUAAAGCGGUCCGGGAUUAUUUCAAGCGGAUCAGCGAUCAUGAAGUUCACUACGAACCAGUUGAAGAGACGACGUAUCCUUCGAUCCGUAUCAAGAAUGUUGGCGACAAUAUCAUGGUCAACGACAUUCGUGGUUACCUUCAGUCUAGGAUUGUCUUCUUCUUGAUGAACAUCCACAACCGAUUCCGUACAAUUUACUUCGCCAGGUCUGGUCAAUCGCUCAUUGAGCAUUCCUACAAAGCGGACUCCGACCUCUCACCGGCGGGUUGGGAGUACGCUGAAAAGUUGAAAGAGUUCGUCUACGAGCGACGCACUAAAAUGUUGGAAUCGCGAGGCGUGGACCCCGCAGAAAGGCGUUUGGUGAUCUGGACGUCCGCUCGCCGACGGUCACACCACACCGCCUGGCCCUUCUUGACCACGAGCCCGAACGACUCCUCACCGCCUCCGUCCGUGAAGAUUAUGGAACGGCCGCAGAUGGCGGAAAUCAACCCUGGCGUCUGGGACGGCCUAACCCCCGACGAAGUCAGGCAAUACUACCCCGACGAGUGGGAGCGCUUCGUCAAGGAUCCCUACGCGUACCGUGCGCCCAGGGCGGAGAGCUAUCACGAUCUUUGCGUCCGCCUGGAGCCGACCCUCAUCGAGCUAGAGCGACAGAAGGAAGACCUCCUCAUCAUCGGGCACGCCUCUGUCAUCCGGUGCAUCCUCGCCUACCUCAUCGGCCUGCCCGCGUCCGAGAUUCCCGCCAUCGAGGUCGCACGCGGGGACCUCAUCGAGGUCAUCCCGACUUCAUAUGGCGUCUACAGCCAGGCGUACCACUUCUGGGACGGCCCUGGACGGAGCAACACCAAUAGCGGCAGUCCCGACGAAAAGAAUUUUUACGAGAACUAUGCGGAGGAUACUAAGGGAAAGCGCAGGCCGGAGAUCGAGAAUGUAGAGGCAUGAUACUCUGCGAGCUAUCGGCGUGUCACUCAGGGAAGGGGAAGCUAGAAUUGGUGCAAUUGUAUUCGUAUCGAUUCCCGUUGUCAUCACCAUACAAGACAUUCCAUUCCUACACUACUACUGAUCGCA
Molecule: messenger RNA, 1579 nt
Organism: Rhodofomes roseus
Lineage: Eukaryota; Fungi; Basidiomycota; Agaricomycetes; Polyporales; Fomitopsidaceae
Product: 6-phosphofructo-2-kinase-domain-containing protein
Exons: 10
Coding region: 14-1453 (479 amino acids)
Biological process (GO): fructose metabolic process; fructose 2,6-bisphosphate metabolic process
Cellular component (GO): cytosol
Molecular function (GO): ATP binding; fructose-2,6-bisphosphate 2-phosphatase activity; 6-phosphofructo-2-kinase activity
Source: RefSeq, a predicted model, not a curated record